AUGUUCGACAGCCUCAAAGUGCGGCAACCCGGUAGACUGAAAGAUUCGAAGAAAGUUUCUUACGACAAGUCUAGUGUCGCUAGCUCUGUGCCAGAGCCCGAGCAUGAGUCCGAGCAUGUCAAAUGGCAGAUAUCUGUGUCAGACGACGAAGACGAGUAUACUCCGUGGCGGGAAGACACGCCGGUGAAUGAGACUCCACAUCGGAAAGUGAGACGCAAGGUCCGCAUUAUGGCGGGUGCACGACAGCGAGCGUUCUGGAAUCCUCAGAACAGAGGUACCUGCAUUGUAUCAGGGCUCAAUGACGGGUCCGUUCAAUAUCGUCACGUAUUGUCAUGCGCCACAAAGCCGGAUGUGCUCACGCAUCUGGAGUGGUGGUGGGGCUUCAAAGAAGAGCUCAGUGUGGACUCACGCCACAAUCAGGCUUUCCGUGCGUCUUCUUUCCAGGAGGCAUGCCGAUACGCGUGGGCUUACUUGCAUACAGUUCGUGGAGACCUGCAUAUAUUGUGGGAUCGCGGAGACAUUCUUAUCGCUCCGAUGCCCGACGUGGUGAACGGAUAUAUGGACAAGUACAAGGAUGGUGAAAGACACAACAUUUUGGAGGUCAUCGACAAAAAUAAGAUCCACAAUUACUGUGUGAUCCCUCACCCAGACCUUGUGGCCGGUGCACGUCCCCCUGGCAACUGUCCGAUCCGCGAAGAGUUCACCUACGGAUUCGACAAGGUUGGGACCAUCCGAUCCCAUGCGAAGCCGCAUUUCAUGGUCCUGAACGUGGCCAUGAAGCUCAAGGAGAACAAAGGACUAUGGGCAGAGUUGAUCAUGAAGGAGGAAAAGAAACAGGCGGCAGAGGAAGCAUCUAGUCUUCCUUUAACGGCUCCUACAGGCAAAGCAAUGACGCCAAAGCACCCCAAAGCUCUUAUGGGUCCGGGAGGAUUUGAAAUGGACAAACACUUCAAGUCGAAGGCAGACAAGCCCGAAGGCGAAUCAUGCGGUAGCAAUCUCAAGUUGUAUGCCGCCCAUUUGGCGCCUACUGGGUCACGGUGCCUGUUGAGUCUUCAGGAUGACAAAACCGACAACGAUACGUGUGCGGAAGUGGCGGUGUGGUGGGGCCUUAAUGAAUUCGACGUUGACUCCCCAUUCCAUAUCUUCUUAUACAAAGGACAUCUCAUGUUCGUGCCUGAACCUCAAGUUAUCGACAAUCAUCUCGAACAAUCUAUUGUCCCCAUCGAUGUAGGCAUGUCGCUGGACGAACCAUUUGAGGUGUGCGAUGGCCCCGUCUACGAAUACUGUGUCGUUGCCCAUAGCGACCUUCCCGAUACAGAGAAGAAUACUGCCUUUGCGAAUUCAAGACCUUAG
This is a messenger RNA of Postia placenta MAD-698-R-SB12, 1353 nucleotides long. RefSeq lists its product as hypothetical. The transcript is spliced from 11 exons. The coding region runs from base 1 to 1353 and encodes 450 amino acids. Lineage: Eukaryota; Fungi; Basidiomycota; Agaricomycetes; Polyporales; Adustoporiaceae. The record is from RefSeq and is a predicted model, not a curated record.